Messenger RNA from Aspergillus bombycis, 531 nucleotides. Its product is annotated as putative acetyl xylan esterase (Axe1). NCBI's taxonomy places the organism in Eukaryota, Fungi, Ascomycota, Eurotiomycetes, Eurotiales, Aspergillaceae. Gene Ontology annotation, molecular function: hydrolase activity. The coding region runs from base 1 to 531 and encodes 176 amino acids. The record is from RefSeq and is a predicted model, not a curated record. The transcript is spliced from 3 exons.
AUGAAUCGAGUCCUCCUUGUACUAUUCAGUUUGCUUUGUCUUGCUUUUGCCAAUCAGUCUUCACCGUGCGUCAAGAUCCACAUGAUUGUUGCCCGACAGAGUAACUCCUGGCCAGGGGAAGGCCGUAUGAAAGAGCUCGCCGAUUAUAUCAAACAACAGCUCCCAGGUUCUGACUCCGAAUCGCUCCAGUAUCCGGCAUAUGGCGAUAUCUGGCGAUAUCGUUCCUCGGUGUUCGCUGGGGACAAGGCUAUGAUCACUGCGAUUACUGCCUAUACAUCUCAUUGUCCGGACUCGAAGAUUGUGCUUCUAGGGUACUCUCAGGGCGCUCAUAUCAUCGGUGACAUUCUUUGCGGCUCCAUAGUCGAGAGAUAUUUUCCAGCUAUCCCGCCAAUUGACGAUCAUCUGGGCGCAAGAAUUGUCGCGGCGGUAUCAAUGGGGGAUCCUACGUUUGUCCCAAGUCUUCCGUAUGACUUUGGGACCAGCAAGAACACCGGGGUUCGAUUUUCCUCUCCGAGCUGGAGCUACAACUAA